Messenger RNA from Schistocerca americana (American grasshopper), 3510 nucleotides. Its product is annotated as mucin-19-like. The transcript is spliced from 22 exons. The record is from RefSeq and is a predicted model, not a curated record. Bases 1 to 3510 code for a protein of 1169 amino acids. Lineage: Eukaryota; Metazoa; Arthropoda; Insecta; Orthoptera; Acrididae.
AUGAAUCACACACGUGUCGGCAGCAGCAGCAAGCGGCACAUCGCCCCAGUGUGCCACGCACCGCCACUCCUGUCGCGAAAUCCAGCACGCAUCCAAGGUGAGUGGCAAGCAGAAGGCUCUAAGAUAUCGGAGGAAGCUGCUGAGCACCCUGAAACAGAGAGUACUACACCUGGGCAGACCUCAACAAAAGAGUAUGAAGUGCCGUCAAAAGGCUCAGAGACAGUGGAGCAAGAUGUUGACACGCCAGAAACAAUUGCCACGCCACCUGGGAAAAGCUCCAGGAAGAAGGGAAAGAAGAGAAAGACUGGUGGCAAGGCAGGAAAGAAAGCUGUCGAACCACAACAAACAAUUGACAGUCCACUUGAAAAUAUCGUAUUGGUAAAGGGCAAAACGGAGACACUGGAAAAGACCUCAGUGAAAAAACGUAUCAAGCACUCUGCUGCUAAAAGCGAUUUGCAGGAGCCAGUGGCUUUGCUGGGUGCUGAAACAUCAGAAACAGUACUGAUGGAACAACUGGGAGAAACAAAAUGCAAGAAAGCUAAGAAGAACGUUGGGGGACGUGGAAAAGCUUCUAAACCACAUAAAAAGAGGUCAAAGACAAGAGGAUUGAAACGUUCAGCUGAUGAAAGUGAGCAGCAAGAGAUUAUGUGGGCUGCUGCUAUUGCUGCAUCUACUUCAGCAACGAAGGGUGAGGUGCAGUCAAAAGACUCAAACACCGAGGAGCAAGAUGUUGAGACACCAGAAACAGUUGCCCCUCCACCUCAGAAGAGAUCAAAGAAAAAGGAUAAAGUAAAGUCAAAAGGCUCUAAAAUGGAGGGGCAAGAAGCUGUGCAGCCAAAAACAGCUGGCGCUGCACCUGGCCACACAUUACCGGAAGAGGGUAAAGAGCAGUCAGAAGCCUCAGGGAAAGUGGAACAAGUUCUUGAGACGCAGAAAACCUCUACCUCUGUACCUGGGAAAGGCUCCAAAAAGAAGGAGAAAAAGGGAAAGUCUGGUGGCAAGGCAGGAAAGAAAGCUGUCGAACCACAACAAACAACUGACAGUCCACCUACAAAGAAGGCAACGAAAAAGCGCAAGACGGCUCUGUCUGGAGGGAAAACAACACCGAAAAAUGUCGGACCACCAGAAACAAGUGCCACGGUACUGGAAAAGGCCUCAGUGAGAAAACAGUCGAAACGUUCUGCUUCUGCUGGUGAACGCUAUUUGCAGACGCCAGUGACAUUUUCAGGCGCUGACGCACCUGCAGCAGCACUGAAGGGUGUAGAAGCCGAAACUGCUACUACUACAGAAGAACCUAGUGGUGAAGUUGGCAGGACUUUGGCCUUACAGCCACGAAUAGAAACAACCAAAGCCACAGAACUGGAGGCGACGGUGCAGUGUGAUAAGAGAGAGAUACCAAAUCAGGGUGCGGAACAAGCUGCAGAACAAAAUUGGGCAGAUCAAGCUGGUGCCCCUCCAGCUGCACAUGAUAUGCCAUCAGCUGCAUCUGAUGUGCCCUCAUUUGCAACUUAUGGGCCAUCAGCUGCACUUGACAUGCCAUCAAUUGAAAGUGGUGCACCCCCCGUACCACCAGAUGCACCUGCCGCAGCUUCAGAAUCACCUACGGCACUUUCAGCUGCAAUAGCAGAGAUCUUAAUUACACUUAGCACAUCCUCAGAUGAACCUGGUGUGCCCUCAGCUGCACAUGACACGCACUCAGCUGAAACUGGCAUGUCCUCCGCACCAACAGGUGUGCUCUCACCUAUACGUGGUGCCCCUUCACUUGCAUCUGGCAUGCCCUCAACAGCAGAUGUCAGUUAUGGCGCCGAGACAGCAGACUCCUCAAUGGGUGAGGUGCAGUCAAAAGACUCAAACACCGAGGAGCAAGAUGUUGAGACACCAGAAACAGUUGCCCCUCCACCUCAGAAGAGAUCAAAGAAAAAGGAUAAAGUAAAGUCAAAAGGCUCUAAAAUGGAGGGGCAAGAAGCUGUGCAGCCAAAAACAGCUGGCGCUGCACCUGGCCACACAUUACCGGAAGAGGGUAAAGAGCAGUCAGAAGCCUCAGGGAAAGUGGAACAAGUUCUUGAGACGCAGAAAACCUCUACCUCUGUACCUGGGAAAAGCUCCAAAAAGAAGGAGAAAAAGGGAAAGUCUGGUGGCAAGGCAGGAAAGAAAGCUGUCGAACCACAACAAACAACUGACAGUCCACCUACAAAGAAGGCAACGAAAAAGCGCAAGACGGCUCUGUCUGGAGGGAAAACAACACCGAAAAAUGUCGGACCACCAGAAACAAGUGCCACGGUACUGGAAAAGGCCUCAGUGAGAAAACAGUCGAAACGUUCUGCUUCUGCUGGUGAACGCUAUUUGCAGACGCCAGUGACAUUUUCAGGCGCUGACGCACCUGCAGCAGCACUGAAGGGUGUAGAAGCCGAAACUGCUACUACUACAGAAGAACCUAGUGGUGAAGUUGGCAGGACUUUGGCCUUACAGCCACGAAUAGAAACAACCAAAGCCACAGAACUGGAGGCGACGGUGCAGUGUGAUAAGAGAGAGAUACCAAAUCAGGGUGCGGAACAAGCUGCAGAACAAAAUUGGGCAGAUCAAGCUGGUGCCCCUCCAGCUGCACAUGAUAUGCCAUCAGCUGCAUCUGAUGUGCCCUCAUUUGCAACUUAUGGGCCAUCAGCUGCACUUGACAUGCCAUCAAUUGAAAGUGGUGCACCCCCCGUACCCCCAGAUGCACCAGCCGCAGCUUCAGAUGCACCUACGGCACUUUCAGCACCUUCAGCUGCACAUGAUAUGCCAUCAGCUGCAUCUGAUGUGCCCUCAUUUGCAACUUAUGGGCCAUCAGCUGCACUUGACAUGCCAUCAAUUGAAAGUGGUGCACCCCCCGUACCAACAGAUGCACGUGCCGCAGCUUCAGAUGCACCUACGGCACUUUCAGCACCUUCAGCUGCACAUGAUAUGCCAUCAGCUGCAUCUGAUGUGCCCUCAUUUGCAACUUAUGGGCCAUCAGCUGCACUUGACAUGCCAUCAAUUGAAAGUGGUGCACCCCCCGUACCACCAGAUGCACCUGGCGCAGCUUCAGAACCACCUACGGCACUUUCAGCUGCAAUAGAAGAGCUCUUAAUUACACUUAGCACAUCCUCAGAUGAACCUGGUGUGCCUUCAGCUGCACAUGACACGCACUCAGCUGAAACUGGCAUGUCCUCCGCACCAACAGGUGUGCUCUCACCUAUACGUGGUGCCCCUUCACUUGCAUCUGGCAUGCCCUCAACAGCAGAUGUCAGUUAUGGCGCCGAGACAGCAGACUCCUCAAUGAGCUUCGAUCCAGAUGCUGUGCCAAUGGAAGAGACAAUCAACAUUGAGACAGGACCUGUGUCUGCAGCAGGGGGUCAGAUGCCGACAGCUACAUCUUCUGAAAGAACUGCUCAAGGUGGACAGGUUAAGGCUAAGACCCAGAGGAUGUUCCUUACUGUAUUUAUGUGCAUGACUCCCGACGGCUUCCUUGGUACUGCUAUGCUCGAAGAAUAA